AUGCUCGAUGAGUUCUACCUCACUGGUGUCGGCUUCGUAGUCGCCCGUAACCGCCAUGGCUACUCCGUCACUCUCAACCUGAACAAUAUUGCGGCCACCAACCCUACCAUGGCUGACGACCUCGUGGACUGGCUCCAGUUCACGACCAUCAGGAUGUGUGCCGUGAUAUUCUUCAUCUGCCGCUACUGCCAGCCGACGGUGCCGAUGGGGUUCCAGUGGCGAUGGGAGCAUAACCCUGUUUGUUGGGUGCCGCAAACCGAGACGCCGGAAGCCGGACUGCUUUCCCAGCACGUCUACUUCCUUCGCGAUGGCUGUGCCGAAGGUCAGUUCCAGCAGGUCAUCGACCGAGAACUCAAGGAGAUCAAGGUAAUGUUCCGCGAGGCGAACGCUCCGGGUCCGCCUAAGUUCACUGUGAUUGUUGCCAUCAAGCGACAUCACAUUCGCUUCUUCCCCAAGCCUGGUGACAAGGCCACUGGCGACCGAAACAACAACCCGACGGUACGGACAGCGGUAUGUCGAUGA
Molecule: messenger RNA, 522 nt
Organism: Anthostomella pinea
Lineage: Eukaryota; Fungi; Ascomycota; Sordariomycetes; Xylariales; Xylariaceae
Source: the annotation of a GenBank genome assembly